GUUUUUCAAAGGUGAGAGCCACCCUUUUUCUCUUACAAGCUACUAGAACACCGUUUGCUUUGCUCUCCCUUCAUUUUGCAAAACCUCUGGGUAUCUAACUCUGCAGCCAUGGGAAGUUUGGAAGUUGAAUCAACAAAUGGUCACACCUCAAGUCCUCACAAAAAAACUGAAAAAUCGGAGAGAGAGAGGAGAAUUGAUGAGUGGCUUCCAAUUACUUCUAAAAGGAAUGGAAAAUGGUGGUAUUCAGCUUUCCACAAUGUUACUGCCAUGGUUGGAGCUGGUGUUCUCGGUCUUCCCUAUGCCAUGUCAGAGCUUGGAUGGGGUCCAGGUGUAACUAUACUUAUCCUCUCAUGGAUCAUCACCCUGUACACACUAUGGCAAAUGGUUGAGAUGCAUGAAAUGGUUCCAGGAAAACGGUUUGAUAGAUACCACGAACUGGGCCAGUAUGCCUUUGGUGAAAAGCUAGGCCUUUAUAUUGUGGUGCCUCAACAGCUUGUGGUUGAAAUUGGGGUGAACAUUGUGUACAUGGUCACUGGGGGAACAUCAUUGAAGAAGUUCCAUGAUACUGUGUGUUCAAACUGCAAAAACAUCAAAUUAACGUUUUUCAUUAUGAUCUUUGCCUCUGUUCACUUUGUACUGUCCCAUCUCCCUGACUUCAACUCCAUUACUGGUGUAUCCUUGGCAGCAGCAGUCAUGUCCUUAAGUUACUCUACAAUUGCUUGGGUAGCUUCUGUACAUAAGGGUGUUCAAGAAAAUGUACAAUAUGGUUACAAAGCUAAGAGUACUUCAGGGACAGUGUUUAACUUCUUUAAUGCCCUUGGCACUGUGGCUUUUGCCUAUGCUGGGCACAAUGUGGUGCUAGAAAUUCAAGCAACAAUCCCAUCCACACCAGAGAAGCCAUCCAAGGUUCCUAUGUGGAGAGGAGUGGUUGUUGCCUACAUAGUUGUGGCUAUAUGCUACUUCCCUGUUGCUCUUAUUGGCUACUGGAUGUUUGGCAAUGAGGUUGAUUCUGACAUCCUCAUCUCUUUGGAGAAACCAACUUGGCUUAUUGCAAUGGCUAACUUGUUUGUUGUUAUUCAUGUAAUUGGAAGCUAUCAGAUUUAUGCAAUGCCAGUGUUUGACAUGAUUGAAACGGUGAUGGUCAAGAAAUUGAAUUUCGAACCAAGCAGAAUGCUUCGUUUUGUUGUACGUAAUGUAUAUGUGGCAUUCACUAUGUUCAUUGCUAUUACCUUCCCAUUUUUCGAUGGUCUCCUAGGAUUUUUUGGAGGGUUUGCUUUUGCUCCAACAACAUACUUUCUCCCCUGCAUCAUGUGGCUUGCAAUCCACAAACCAAAGAGAUACAGCUUGUCUUGGUUCAUUAACUGGAUCUGCAUUGUGCUUGGCCUAUGUUUAAUGAUUUUAUCACCUAUUGGAGGAUUGAGGACAAUCAUAAUUAAAGCCAAGACCUACGAAUUUUACUCUUGAACUCUUUCUCCUCUUGACUCAGUCAUGGAAAGUUAACUAUAUGGAAAUGUGUGUGAUUUAUCAUAGGUCGCUCUUUAAUUUACUAUUGCAAAAGAUUGCUUGUAUAGUAUUGCGUGUUGGUGGAAGGGGAAAUUAUUCCCACGGAAUCUCAUGAAAGAGGAAUUUCUAGAUGUUUUUUUCCUUUGGCAUUUUCAUUAUAGGAAUGUACCAUUUUCUCUUUGCUCUACAUUAUUCUCGUAAUGAUACCUAUUUUGUAAAGCACAUAUAGCAUGUUUGGCUUUGAUUAAUUUUUGGAAACAAGCAAGAUUUGUUUUCCUUUUAA
Molecule: messenger RNA, 1786 nt
Organism: Glycine soja
Lineage: Eukaryota; Viridiplantae; Streptophyta; Magnoliopsida; Fabales; Fabaceae
Product: lysine histidine transporter 1-like
Exons: 8
Coding region: 109-1464 (451 amino acids)
Cellular component (GO): plasma membrane
Source: RefSeq, a predicted model, not a curated record